Messenger RNA from Scophthalmus maximus (turbot), 2359 nucleotides. It is a transcript of the gene lrrc74b, whose product is annotated as leucine rich repeat containing 74B. Gene Ontology annotation, molecular function: protein binding. Bases 204 to 1418 code for a protein of 404 amino acids. The record is from RefSeq and is a predicted model, not a curated record. The transcript has 11 exons. Lineage: Eukaryota; Metazoa; Chordata; Actinopteri; Pleuronectiformes; Scophthalmidae.
GGGGCCUCUUUCCGAUUCGCCCCCCGGAGAAUUUGACCCCUCCCAUGGGCUGCGUGAACACUUGCUGUUGGUCAAAUGCAGAGCAGUGAUUUCACUCCAAGCACGAGCAGGUUCACCAACGGAGGCCUGCACUACGAAGCGAGGUUACUGGCUCAUGGGGAAGUUGGCCGAGGGGACGCUGAUGCCUUCUGUGCUGGAGGACGAUGACGCAGGAAGUAGAAAGUGAGAUGCUGCAGCUGGAAGAGCAAAGAGCGAGCUUGACAGAGGUGGACGUGCGUGGGCCGGACGGCCGACCCCCCGGCCUCGAUGGGAGCGCUCCAGACGGAGGUGAGGGCGAGGGUGAAGAGGAGGAGGAGGAGGACGAGCGGGGAGGAGAAGAGAGUGUGAACUCUGACGAGUACUACGACACGGAUUUGGAAGACGAGGAGGUGGCGCUCGAGUCCCCGGAGAAGACGAGCUACCUGAAGGCGUGCGAGGCGUUGCACGUGGUGCCCGCCUCUCACUACCUGCGGCACAUGAAAGAUGCCGAGCUGAACAUGAUGCACCGUGGGCUCGGGCCUCAGGGCACCAGAGCGCUGGCGGUUCCCCUGGCAACCAACACUUCAAUACUGAGACUGAACCUGCGAGAUAAUGCGAUGGAAGGACUGGGCGGAGCGGCCAUAGCCAAGAUGUUGACGGAAAAUAUUUACAUCGCAGAGGUGGACGUGUCCAACAACAACCUUGGGGACCACGGGGCCAGUGCCUUCGGUGGGAUGCUCGAGGAGACAGGCUACUUGAAGAGCCUCAAUCUGUCGGAAAACGGUUUCACCAACGUCGCCGCCAAACCGCUCGGCCAAGCCCUCGUCGUCAACUCCGAGCUGCUGCACCUCGACCUCAGUCGCAAUGCUCUGGGCGAGCGGUCAGGCCAUAUCCUCGGAUACUCUCUGUCGGAGAACACGAGGUUGAGGUCACUGAGUCUGGCCUGGAACUCCAUCCGAGGGAGAGGAGCUGUGAUGCUGGCCAAUGGCCUCGCGGCAAACAUGUUCCUCAAAUCUGUGGAUCUGUCAUCGAAUGGCUUCGGCAAAGAAGCCGCCGCCGCUUUGGGGCAGGCUCUGAAAGACAACUACGUUUUGGAGGAGUUGAAUGUGAGUAACAACCUGAUACACACCGAGGGAGCCAUCCACUUCGCCACGGGCCUCAAAGUAAACAGGACAAUCAAAUCCCUGAACAUUUCUAGGAACCCCAUCCAGAAUGCUGGGUGCUAUGGCAUCCUCAAGUCUAUCCGGGAUAACCCAGAUUCAGCCAUUGAAGAUUUAGACUUUUCUGGAAUCCCAGUGUCCCAGGAUUUCGAAGACUUGCACGCAAGGGUGAAAGGAAUACACAGUGCGCUGACGGUGCAUCACGGGGGCAGAUUUGGCACAUUAAAAGCUUUCCCUUAGUUCGGUGGAUCUGUCCAAUUCAAUCUAUCCGAGUGAUGCUACCUGAUUUAAUGUUAUAUAAUGUCAGUGGGUAGAAUGAUGGAGAGGAUCAGAGAGCACCGCGUUGUGUAUGAAACGAUCCGAAAGUGGGCUGCACAAAAGGGAUUUAAGUGCUGCACGACUAGUUUAACAGAGAAAGCAGCUUUGAAAGAAAGAGCCACUCUUAGAUAAGAGACCUGUUUGCUGCGGCAAGACAACACCAAACUGUUAGAUACAGUAAGCAGCAGCGAUGUAUUCCUCCCACACACUCACACGCGCACACACACACACGCACACACCAUUAUAUUCUAUAUUAUGAUAAUACCAAAUAUACAUAUGGUCUGUUCAACUUUAUCAUAUAGUCCAUUUUAUUAUCUUCAAAUGCAGUGGAGGAAGUGGCUAGACACCAACCUUUAAUACUGUCUUUAUAUGCAAUGUUGUAAGUUUUAUAUUUUGUGUAACUACGUGGUUUAAAGGGAAGGAUUUCCAGAGGGAAAUGUUGUUCUUCUUUGCAGAGAAAUUAUUUAAAACCAACAAACAAUGGUUAUGCAACUGGUGCAGCUGCAAAAACUAUAAUUAAUGUAUCUCUGGUUAUGUAGUAUUUUAUCUUUAAGUCUACAAAUGAAUUCUAAUAAAAUUUUGUAUAGGUUACAAGUAUUUUAGCUAAGAGUGAUAGCUGAAAUUCUUUUUCUCCUGUUUCUCCUCCUCCUCCUUCUUCUUCUUCUUCUUCUUCUUCUCACUGGGGGUGGACGGAUCUCUAGUGCUAAACUUUUAGCAGAGGGGUAGCAUAAUUACAGUGGAUGUGAGUGUGAAUGAAACAGGUUUUUGUUUGGUUGGUGUUUGUUUUCAUUAGCUUAUUUUGAAAUUGUUUUAUUGAAGGAUUUUUAAAAUAUGUUCCUAAAAUAAAGUUGCGUAAAAAGUCA